AUGUCCAUUGUCACCGAGUUUCUGGACGCCCAUCCUCUCGAUGACACAGUCCUCAAAAUCCAGCGCAAUGAGGAAUUACUCCUGACCAACCCGGACAUGAAGAACUUCAAGAAGCGCGAGCAUGAGGCCCUCGGAGUAAUUCACUUUCCGACCGAAUUCAUUCCGCAGCCAUUUUCGCGUCCUAGGAGUGUCUACGAGAGCGAUCAUCUCCGCGUUGAGUGGCAACAGAUGAACGGGCGUCAACCAUUCUAUCACCGCAACGCAGAUGCCGAUGAGCUAUCAUUCCAAGUCUCUGGGCCUCGGACGCUGAUGACGGAGUACGGCACCGUAGAGCUUCGCCCUGGAGAUUUCUCGCGCAUACCCGUGGGAGUAGCACACGACAAUUUUGGCAGGGGAGAGAUCCACAUUCUUUUUUACGUUCCUGCUCCCGUACACGAAUGUGCACAGGCGAAAUUCACUGGAGAACUGCGCAUCCCGCCAUUUGAAGGGUGGGAGGCCAAAGCGAUCCCAGAAGUCAUGACUGCUUGUAUAGGCGGACCUGAGUGUGAUAUUGCGGUGGGUCUGGUGGACGAGAAGCUACUUCUGCAACAUGCAGACACCAUUGAUAAGACGAAACGAAUCCAAGUCCUUCAGCCAGAGCGUGCAGAAGGAAAGACGGAGUGGCUGUAUAAAUCGAAACACGUGUGGAUUGGGUAUACGAAACAGAGUGGUGGGGACUCGGCUGACACUGUAUACAAGCGACAUCGACAGGCUGAAGAGAUCCAGUACCAGGUCAGCGGCAAGCGAACGGUUGUUAGCCAGCGUGGCAUUGUGAGUCUCGAACCUGGAGAUUUUAUCAACAUCCCAUUCGGUGUAGGCUUUACAGAAGUGGCUCAAGAAGCUAGUGAGCAUAUCUCGAUAUUGACUCAUAAUGUCACCCCUCCCAAGGCUCCGUUCGCGAAGCAGGCCGGACCAACCUCAUGGGUUGCUGUACAAACCUUACGAAAAUGA
Molecule: messenger RNA, 990 nt
Organism: Exophiala bonariae
Lineage: Eukaryota; Fungi; Ascomycota; Eurotiomycetes; Chaetothyriales; Herpotrichiellaceae
Exons: 1
Coding region: 1-990 (329 amino acids)
Source: RefSeq, a predicted model, not a curated record